Messenger RNA from Pecten maximus, 1138 nucleotides. Its product is annotated as small nuclear ribonucleoprotein E. Gene Ontology annotation, cellular component: U4/U6 x U5 tri-snRNP complex; U1 snRNP; U2 snRNP. The record is from RefSeq and is a predicted model, not a curated record. The coding region runs from base 131 to 403 and encodes 90 amino acids. Gene Ontology annotation, molecular function: RNA binding. NCBI's taxonomy places the organism in Eukaryota, Metazoa, Mollusca, Bivalvia, Pectinida, Pectinidae. Gene Ontology annotation, biological process: mRNA splicing, via spliceosome; spliceosomal snRNP assembly. The transcript is spliced from 5 exons.
AUUUUACCUGCUAAUGGGCCAUUGCUUAUAAUCACGAUCUCGCGAGAACAACAAAGGUUCCGCCAUUUUCCCGGCUUCGCUUCUUCAACGUUUUGUAUUGUUUAUCAUUAUCCAACACACAUUACCAACCAUGGCGUACAAAGGCGGACCUAAAGUACAGAAAGUGAUGGUGCAACCCAUUAACUUGAUUUUCAGAUAUUUGCAAAAUAGAUCUCGGAUUCAAGUUUGGCUAUAUGAACAGACCAACCUUAGAAUAGAGGGAUGUAUUGUGGGAUUUGAUGAAUACAUGAAUCUAGUGUUGGAUGAAGCUGAAGAAGUUCACAUGAAAACAAAGACAAGGAAAACACUGGGACGAAUCCUUCUAAAGGGAGACAAUAUCACAUUGAUACAACAAGUGCAGUGAUACAACAACAAUCAUGACUCGUACAAACAUUUAUUGAAAACAGAACACAAGGAUGACUGGGGAGUGAAUCCGUGAAUGGAAGCAUUGAGAGGGAUAUAGGAUUUGAUAUAGUUGAGAAAGAUCUUUUCCUUCGGAGAAGUCUGGAGAUUCCAUACCCAGUGGGGUGUAUGAAGUUAUGGCAAGGCCUGUCACAACUACUCAUCAUUACAUAGCAGCAGCUCUCAUCAUCAUCUUCAAAUCACAUUAUGAUUUUUAUAUUUUUGAGAAAUCAUGUGAACCAACCUUAAAUCUGUGUUGAAUUCAUUUUCAUGUUCAAGUGUCGUUAUGGAACGGACCAGAAUUGUUAAUAGCAGUGACUGAGUUUGUGUUCGAACUUAUAUUAUGGUUAUUUUACUUACAGAGGUAGAUAUAUAUCAGAAUCUUGGGAAGCUUCACCUGGGAAUAAACCAGAAAAUAAACCAAGAAUUUCUGUUUAAUACUGGAUCAGUUGUGCUGCCUUCAAUACUUCACCAUGUAUGGCGGAACCUAUAAAUUGUCAAGAUUAGUAAACAAAGAAAUUCUGAAGGGGAAUCUCUGUCGUUUUGGAUUGUUUUAUUACUGGUAUUAACAAAAUGACAGUUUUGACAAUAUUUUAAUGUCUUUUCUGUUUUUAUUUUGUACACAUUUUUUUUGUGUGUGAAGAUGUCGAAAUGUUUUCUAUUGUUAUGUGAAGUAAGUAAAAGAAGAGAGAAAAGA